UCAGCUUUCGCCGUGGUCUUAAAGACGCUUCUCUCAGACCCUGCUUCGGGUGUACGAUCGGCCACAGUGCCCCACUUACAUCUGGGUCGAGUUGGAGGUGAACCCCUUGAGUCUGGGACGGCCGGGCCAGUCCACCCGCCCGAGCCGGGCCGUCGUUAUGACGUGUAGUUUUCAGAAGCUGUUUGCUGUGGAAGAGGAGUUUGAAGAUGAGGACUUCUUAUCUGCUGUGGAGAAUGCAGAGAACCAUUUCUCUGGUGUACUACCUGGGAAUGCUGGCCACCUGAUGCCUGUUUCUUCCAGGCCACAGGAGACUCUGCAGCCAGGAUCCUCAAAACCGUUGCGAUCAUACCCCACUUCUUCCAGCCGGCCUGUCCCAGGACUCUGUCUCCCUACUCCCAGCAAACCCCAGACCAUCAGGGAUCCAUUCUGUUCAGGAGCAGUGUCCCUAAGACCUGUCUCGAUCUCUAGCAGCAGCACAGGCAGUCAGCAAAGAACGGCACUAACAGGAGCGCUCCAGGAGUCAUCUGGACCCCAGUCCUCGGCCGCACACUCUGGCUUUAUCUUUGGGAGCCAUCAGCAGGGCAUUGGUGGCUUUGAGGCACCCGAUCAAGAUGAGUUUGACAAGGCCCUGGCAAGCAUGGAGCUGGAGGGAGCUGGCUUGGAGCUGGAACUUGGAAUUGACAGUGGGACCGCCCAAAUCCUGCCUGUGCAGCGCCGUGAGGAUCCAGUAUUGGCAAAAAGGGCCAGAGUGGCUGACUGGAAUGGAUCUUUCCAGAAGGGGCCCGUUGUCCGCUGUAGGAAUCCAGGGCCUUCCUCAAGACCUGGAGCUAAAGGCAGCCUUCUUCUCCCAUCUGCCUCAGCAGUUUCCCGUCAAAGAGACCCCCCUGUUCCUGCACCUCAGCCUUUCCAAGUAGCUGGGAGCAUCCCGCAGAAUCAUUUGCCUGGUCAGCCAUGUCAGUCUCCCAGAGCUUGGUCAAGUGGCAUGCCCAGUUUUCCUGGACCUCGAUUCCCCCGCUGCAGCUCUGCAGCAUUUCCUCGGGGACCCUUGCCAUCCCGUCCCCCAGUGUCUUCUGUUGAAUCUCUGGUCAGCACCCCCAGAGGCGCUUCCACCCCAGUUCCUCAGCCAGCUCUGCAGACACCUAUAGUCACCAACCACCUGGUUCAGCUUGUCACUGCUACCAACCGGACACCCCAGCAGCCCUCCCGCCCCUCCAUUCGAGCUAAAACCCGCCGCUUCCCUGGCCCAGCAGGACUUUUGCCCCACCAGCACAGCGGGAAGAAUUUGGAGGAGAUCAUGGUUUCCACACCCCAGACUCCGACUCAUGGUGCUCUAGCUAAAUUCCAGACUGAGAUUGUUACUAGUUCCCAGGGAUCAGUGGAAGAAGAUUUUGGGCGCGGGCCCUGGCUCACCAUGAAAUCUGCUCUGGGCCUGGAUGAUCGAGACCCCACCUGCUUCCUGUAUACCUACAGUAUUGUCAUGGUGCUGCGCAAGGCAGCCCUCAAGCAGCUCCCCAGGAACAAGGUCCCCAACAUGGCAGUGAUGAUCAAGUCCCUGACUCGGAGCACAAUGGACGCCAGUGUGGUUUUUAAGGACCCCACAGGAGAGAUGCUUGGGACAGUGCAUAGGGUACUUCUGGAGACACACCAGAAUGAGCUGAAGCCUGGCUCAGUGCUGUUGCUGAAGCAGAUUGGAGUGUUCUCUCCUUCACUCAGAAACCACUACCUCAACGUGACACCCAACAACCUGGUCCAUAUUUACAGUCUAGAUUCUGGGGACGGGGACGGGGACUUCCUCAAGCCACCUCAGCCCUUGCCCAAGGAUCUAGGAAGCUUCCAUGGAAACCUCCAGCCUGAUGUAACUGCAGAGCCUGCACAGGGCCUCAGAACGGCACAGAGCCCAGUGGUGUCUUCUGAGGAAGAGCUCCCAGAGGCAGAUGAUCUGGAUGGACUUCUGAGUGAGCUCCCUGAGGACUUCUUCUGUGAUCCCAGCAGUUGAGACUGUCUCAAGACAGGACAUCCACCAUGAGCUGGCAGUCUCUGCCCCCA
Phodopus roborovskii (desert hamster) is the source of this 2046-nucleotide messenger RNA. RefSeq names its product homologous recombination factor with OB-fold (gene Hrob). The transcript is spliced from 10 exons. The record is from RefSeq and is a predicted model, not a curated record. Lineage: Eukaryota; Metazoa; Chordata; Mammalia; Rodentia; Cricetidae. Gene Ontology annotation, biological process: recombinational repair. The coding region runs from base 158 to 1996 and encodes 612 amino acids.